GGCGGGACUGGGCGCAGCACCGCCCCCGGCCUGGCCGCAUGGCCUCGGUGCUGCGCAGCGCCCGCCGUUUCGGCCCGCGGCUGCUGCGGGCGGUGUCGGGCCCGGCCAUGCAGCGGCCCGAGGGCGGCGGGGGCUGGCUGGGCGCGCUGCGCUUCGAUAACCUGGCUCUGCGCUCGCUGCCCGUGGACGCCUCUGAGGAGAGCGGCCCGCGGGCCGUGCCCGGCGCCUGCUUCGCUCGGGUGCGGCCCAGCCCGCUGCAGAACCCGCGGCUCGUGGCCAUGUCGCUGCCGGCGCUGGCGCUGCUGGGGCUGGAGGCGCCCGCGGCCGACCCGGAGGAGGCCGAGGCCGAGGCCGCGCUGUUCUUCAGCGGGAACCGGGUGCCGGCGGGCGCGGAGCCCGCGGCUCACUGCUACUGCGGGCACCAGUUCGGCAGCUUCGCGGGGCAGCUGGGCGACGGCGCCGCCAUGUACCUGGGCGAGGUGCUGGGCCCGCGGGGCGAGCGCUGGGAGAUCCAGCUCAAGGGCGCCGGCAUCACCCCCUUUUCCCGGCAGGCGGAUGGGCGGAAGGUGCUGCGCUCCAGCAUCCGCGAGUUCCUGUGCAGCGAGGCCAUGUUCCACCUGGGGAUCCCGACCACCCGUGCCGGCACCUGCGUCACCUCCGACUCCAGAGUCCUUCGGGACAUCUUUUAUGAUGGGAACCCAAAACAUGAAAGGUGUACAGUCGUUCUGAGAAUAGCCUCUACAUUUAUAAGGUUUGGCUCUUUUGAAAUUUUUAAGCCCCCUGAUGAGUACACAGGACGCAAGGGUCCCAGCGUGAACCGAAAUGACAUUCGAAUACAGAUGCUCGAUUAUGUGAUCAGCACUUUCUACCCAGAAAUCCAGGAGGCUCAUUCAGACAACACUGUUCAGAGGAAUGCUGCUUUCUUCAAAGAGGUCACCAGGCGCACGGCGAGGCUGGUUGCGGAGUGGCAGUGUGUGGGGUUUUGCCAUGGCGUGCUGAAUACAGAUAACAUGAGCAUUGUUGGACUGACCAUUGACUAUGGCCCUUUUGGCUUUAUGGACAGGUAUGACCCUGAGCAUGUGUGCAAUGGUUCUGAUAACACAGGGCGCUAUGCCUACAACAAACAGCCUGAGAUUUGCAAGUGGAACCUGGGGAAACUUGCUGAAGCUUUAGUUCCAGAGCUGCCCUUGGAAAUAAGCCAACUCAUCCUGGAGGAGGAAUAUGAUGCAGAAUUUGAGAAACACUAUUUGCAGAAGAUGAGAAAAAAACUAGGCCUAAUCCAACUGGAAUUAGAAGAAGAUAGCAAGCUGGUGUCUGAACUGCUUGAAACCAUGCAUCUCACAGCUGGAGACUUCACAAAUAUUUUUUACUUGCUGAGUUCAUUCUCAGUAGACAUUGAUCCUUCAAAAUUUGAAGAUUUCUUAGAAGAGCUUACAAGUCAGUGUGCUUCUGUGGAAGAGUUGAAAGUUGUUUUUAAACCACAGAUGGAUCCAAGACAGCUGUCAAUGAUGCUGAUGUUGGCUCAGUCUAACCCUCAGCUGUUAGCAUUAAUUGGAACAAAAGCUAAUAUAAAUAAAGAGCUGGAACGCAUUGAACAGUUCUCCAAACUGCAGCAGUUAACAGCAGAUGAUUUGCUUAGCAGAAAUAAAAGACACUGGAAGGAAUGGCUGGAGAAAUACAGAGUUCGUUUGCAGAAGGAAAUAGAAAGUGUUGGUAAUGCUGAUGCCUGGAACACUGAGCGUGUCAAAGUCAUGAAUUCAAACAAUCCAAAAUAUAUCUUGAGGAAUUACAUUGCCCAGAAUGCCAUAGAAGCAGCUGAAAAUGGGGAUUUCUCAGAGGUAAGAAAGGUACUGAAGCUCUUAGAACAUCCAUUCCAAGAAGCAGAAGGGUUCCAGGAGGUGAAGGAGGAUGCAGAAGAGGAGGGAGCAGCUGCAGCAGCUGCUUGUUCUCAGGAGAGCAGAAGCAAACAAUCCUAUUGCAGCAAACCUCCACUGUGGGCUUCAGAGCUCUGCGUUACGUGAUCUUCAUAACUGCCUUGCUUUGUUUUUUGCUGUCAACUGAAGACUCUGAUCCUCCUUCAGCAGUGAAGAAUUCAGCAAGGCAAACAUCAAAGUGCUAUUAAGUUAUUGAAACAACACUACAUUUGGAUGCUUCUGCAGCAGUCUUCAGCUGUGCUUAACUUGAAGGAAUUGUGGAUCUUGGAACAGACCAGUGACAAUCAACAGCCCAUACACAUCAGUAAUAUAAAUGUUUAAAGACCCAAAGUCUUUCCUUUAUCCUCACUACAUUGCAAGUUAAAAGCAGUAUUUUAUCUUGAGGCAGGCUGAACUUCAAUCAUCCAAAUGGAAUUGUUGUUAUGUGAAGACAAAAAUAGCAAGUCAGGAAUCUGAUCUGUUUUUGUCUGAUGUCUUAACUAAUAGUACUUCUGGUAUUUAUUUACUGCUUUCUCUAUGCAGAAACUUUUAGUCCUCUUUAAUGGAGGAACAGAUUCAGUGUUGCUUGUUUGAAGCUAUGUUUCAUUUAAUUAAGUAGUUCAUUUCUUCUGAACCUUCAGAUUGGUAUUUAAUCGUUAUCUAUUUUCUGAGAAUGUGUGCAGGCUAGAAUUUGGGGGGAGCAAUUGAAUUUUUUUAAGAGCAGAAUUAAGGGAGAUUACAUACAUCUGCACUUGAAAACUUUGUGGUGAAGUUUAUUCAGGUUCAGUAUGUUUGCACACAACACCCAUAAAUAUCUGCUAAACUCAGGAGUGCAGUUUGUAACCCAAUUGCCUUGGGCAGGAUCCAUAAGCCAAAUUAGCUUGAGCCUUAAACUACCCCAGCACUCAAAUCCAGGUGUGUUGUGUAUUUAUUUCUGUGCUCCUAACAGAGUCUGCCUGUUUGAGAAGUGUGGCAGGUGAGGUACCUGCUCAUCACAUAGGUCAGUGGGGUUCUUCCAAUCCUUCUCUACUCUUGCACUAUUUAGUUGGUUUCCAUGGUCCUUGAAAAUCUUCAAGCUGGAAGUUUGUCAUUUAGGAACGUGCUGUUUGAGCUGGGGUAAAAGAUGCUGGAGGAUGUGGGAUGAGAGGAGGAGCUGACUUGCUCACAAGUUACUUAAAAUGCUUCACUUGAGGUUUCAGGGGAAGGUUGGUUGCCAUUAUUGUCACAUCAUCGAAGUUGUUCUGUAGUUAGUUGUUACUGAGCUUUCUGAGUUUCUGUUUGAAGGACUGUUACAAGUUCAGACUCCUGAAAGGUUUGGUUUAAUGCAAAGGCUUCUCUUUCCAAAGAGACCGCUGUCUCACACUGUGAUUUAUGUGUCCUUAAAGAAAUUCUUCUGCUACCCCCAUGCAA
Zonotrichia leucophrys gambelii is the source of this 3323-nucleotide messenger RNA. It is a transcript of the gene SELENOO, whose product is annotated as selenoprotein O. The record is from RefSeq and is a predicted model, not a curated record. The transcript is spliced from 9 exons. Lineage: Eukaryota; Metazoa; Chordata; Aves; Passeriformes; Passerellidae.